GUUACGGAAGAGUCAGCAACUUGGGGGUUGUGAGUGGUGGGAGGGGGCGGCAAUCAAGCAGGAUUUGCGGGACGGGGGUGUUUUCCUCCGGGGAGCCUCUGUAGUUUUCCCCUCCCUCCCCGGCGCAGCCCCCAGACGAGAAGAGGCCGCUCGCGUAGAGUGAAAGUGGUUGGAACGUUCCGGGGGUUCUCGAACGGUGGGAAUCCGAGCAGAGCCACGCCCCCCUUUUCCUCCCUUCUCCGUUCUGCAAGUGGCGCCUUGGCUUUUAAUAAUCCGUGUUUUUCUACCGCCUCGAUCGCUCCUGCCUUCAAAGUUAUGUCUGCUGAAUGGUUUUCUUGUCCCUAAACCUCUAGCCAUUUGAGAUUUACUACGUUGGAUCAAAAGCAAGAUGUUGCCUACCACAUUAAUUAAUCCCCGAGAUCAGGGCAAUGGAUCUUUAAAUACUAGAGCAUCAGCAAGACACACGGCUGGAGCAAAGCGCUAUAAAUACUUGAGAAGACUUCUUCAUUUUCGUCACAUGGACUUUGAGUUUGCUGUGUGGCAGAUGUUGUAUCUGUUCACUUCACCACAGAAGGUGUACAGAAAUUUUCAGUAUAGGAAACAAACAAAAGACCAGUGGGCUAGAGAUGAUCCAGCUUUCCUUGUGUUGCUGAGUAUCUGGCUGUGUGUAUCCACUAUAGGAUUUGGAUUUGUGUUAGGCUUGGGAUUUGUUGAAAUGAUAAAGCUGCUGCUGUGGGUCGUGUUUAUAGACUGUGUAGGAGUUGGCCUUCUAAUUGCAACUUUAAUGUGGUUUAUCUCCAAUAAAUUUUUGCUAAAGCAUCAGAACAGGGACUAUGAUGUAGAGUGGGGAUAUGCCUUUGAUGUUCAUUUGAAUGCUUUCUACCCACUUCUUGUUAUCCUGCAUUUUAUCCAGUUGUUUUUCAUUCAUCAUGUAAUUUUAUCAGCGUCAUCUCUUGGCUAUUUUGUUGGAAAUACUUUCUGGCUGGUUGCAAUUAGUUAUUACAUCUAUGUGACAUUUCUGGGGUACAGUGCAUUGCCAUUCCUGAAGAACACGGUGAUCCUUCUGUAUCCAUUUGCGCUUCUCAUCUUGGUAUACGUGGUCUCUUUAGCGAUUGGGUGGAACUUUACGAAAGCACUUUGCGUUUUCUACACAUACAGAGUGAAAUAAACUGG
Molecule: messenger RNA, 1173 nt
Organism: Pseudonaja textilis
Lineage: Eukaryota; Metazoa; Chordata; Lepidosauria; Squamata; Elapidae
Gene: UNC50
Product: unc-50 inner nuclear membrane RNA binding protein
Cellular component (GO): Golgi membrane
Source: RefSeq, a predicted model, not a curated record